CAGGACUUGGCGUUUGUUUCUCUUUCUCUAUCAUCGACCACCGGCUCUCGGAUAUCUCAGAUCACCAUGGGGCUCUUAUACUCUGGCCCGGAUCGUUUUAUGCUGGAAUAACCCCCUCUUUCUCUAUCAUUCUAUCAUCCUUGACCAUCACUCCUUCCCGCCUUCAACACACGCCACAUCAUGACCGAGACCGUCCCCAACCUCACCCAAGGAGGCGCCACCAACAGCCAAGACCGCUCUAACCCCGAGCUCUACCAGGUCACCUCUCCCGAGAGUGCAAAGGUCGCACACGCACAUGACGAGUACCAUGGAGGAGCCAACAUGAGCCGAUUCAUCACUCCCGGUGGCUCGGCGGUGGACAACAGUCAACCUGCCUUCCCGGUCUUUCAUCGCAAGUUUGCGAACCCCUCUCCUCUUGGUCUUCUCUCCUUCGCGUCCUCGUCCUUACUGCUCAACCUUUACCAAGCAAACGCCCGAGGAGUCACAACACCUAACGUCAUUCUUGGUAUGGCUAUCGGCGUUGGUGGUAUGGGACAGACAUUAGCAGGGAUCCUGGAAUGGGGAUGUGGCAAUACAUUUGCUGCGACAACCUUUGUAUCUUACGGCGGCUUUUGGUGGACUAUGGCUUGGAUCUAUAUGCCUCAAUUUGGUAUUACUGCCGCCUACGCAGAGGACCCGGAGAUGCUCGAGAACGCCAUCGGGUUGAUGAUGAUGGCAUGGGGCACACUCACCUUCCUCUUCGUCAUUGCCGCCCAUCGCUCUUCUGUGGCAUUACUGUGUAUCCUCGUGCCCCUCACAAUCACCUUCUACGUAACUGCGGCGGGAUAUUUGAUGCAGAGCGCUUACUUGCUGAGGGUGGGAGGUGUGAUCGGUUGCAUCAUGUCGAUGUCUGGUUACUAUUGCGCCCUUGCCGGUCUCUUGACGCCCGACACAUCAUACUUUAUGGUACCUGUGGGCAAUCUCGCACCCCGCCAGCAUUAAGUAGUGUUGGCUUGGUUCUGCUGGUAUUAUCGUUGUCUAGCUUGUCUUUUUACCUUGACUCUCUCUCUCUCUUUGGGCUUUAUGAGGGACGAUCUCUCGUUGUAAAUCUAUAUGUUGUUGGAUUUGAAGCGACCAGGACGUGUCAGAGUUUGUUGUGAUCGAAGAUAACAUCGAGAUAGAAUUUAGCUAUUGCCUAUCGUUGAACGUGACGAUAUGCCCAUACUAUUAGUACAAGAUGCAUUUCAUGUAGUAUGAUACA
Cryptococcus amylolentus CBS 6039 is the source of this 1240-nucleotide messenger RNA. RefSeq lists its product as hypothetical. NCBI's taxonomy places the organism in Eukaryota, Fungi, Basidiomycota, Tremellomycetes, Tremellales, Cryptococcaceae. The transcript is spliced from 6 exons. Gene Ontology annotation, cellular component: plasma membrane. The coding region runs from base 181 to 981 and encodes 266 amino acids. Gene Ontology annotation, molecular function: acetate transmembrane transporter activity. The record is from RefSeq and is a predicted model, not a curated record.